Messenger RNA from Fragaria vesca subsp. vesca, 2600 nucleotides. Its product is annotated as ankyrin repeat-containing protein At5g02620-like. Gene Ontology annotation, cellular component: plasma membrane. Gene Ontology annotation, molecular function: protein phosphatase 1 binding; protein phosphatase regulator activity. NCBI's taxonomy places the organism in Eukaryota, Viridiplantae, Streptophyta, Magnoliopsida, Rosales, Rosaceae. The transcript is spliced from 3 exons. The record is from RefSeq and is a predicted model, not a curated record. The coding region runs from base 566 to 2335 and encodes 589 amino acids.
UUGGUGUACACUCCACAAAUUUAUGGUGGUUUUGUCCUCUCACACAUACAACUGAUAUGCUCUCUCUCUCUCUCUCUCUUUCUCUAAAGCUUCAAACUUGCAGAGCCAGCAAAAGAGAGAGAAAGGCCGGUGCUUCCGCUUCUGAUCGAUCUAUAAUCAGCACUCUCUUCUCUUGAAGCCUUGAUUGGUAUGUCUCUCUAGUUUUUUAGAUUCUUCUGAUACUAGCUUACUGGGUAUUGAUAAGGAGCUCAUAAUCAAGCUAGCUACUUUCUCAUCUGCUGCUUCACCUGUUAGCUUGCCACCUGCUUUCUGGGGUUUUUCGCUUUGAUUGUUGAUAUCAUAUAUUUCAAAUCAGUUUGGAUAAGAAUCAGCUUUUGAGAUGCACCAGAAACAAAGUUGGAAUUCCAACUAGCUAGGAUGAGAUCAUGAGAUUGAGAUAUAUCUGCCCCUAUGUGUUUCCAACAAUAUCCAGGAACUGGGUAGAUAUUUUGUUUUUUAAUUGGCAUUAAACUCGGAGAAUCCGGAUCCCAAGUUUUGUUUCAGAUUAACUGCUGGAAUUGAUAAUAUGGAGAGACAAAGCAGUUUUCGAACAGCAAGGAUAGAAAAACAAGUGAGUUUCAAUGAGGCAAUCGAGAAACAGCCUAGUUUUCGUGGGGCAAUGGAGAAACAGAAGAGUUUUCGCGGACUUAUGGAGAAGCAGAAGAGUUUUCGAAUAGUAAUGGAGAAGCAGCUGAGCUUCAUUGGGGGCGGCAGUAGUGAAAGGAGGAAGAGCAAGGAAUCACCUGGUAAAAGAGGUGACUCCCAACUCCACUUGGCGGCUCGAGCAGGGAAUUUAGCUAGAGUGAAAGAGAUUGUUGGGAAUUGUAAUACUAGUACUAGUAGUAGUGAUGCAAUUGGUUUAUUGAUGUCGAAGACAAACCAGGAGGGAGAGACUCCCUUGUAUGCCUCAGCAGAGAAUGGUCAUGCCAUAGUUGUCAGGGAAAUGUUGAAGCAUAUGGACCUUCAGUCCGCAUCCAUUGCAGCCAGAAAUGGCUAUGAUCCAUUCCACAUUGCUGUAAGACAGGGCCAUCUUGAUGUGUUGAAAGAACUUCUGCAAGUGUUCCCCAACUUGGCUAUGACCACAGACCUAUCGAAUUCGACUGCCUUGCACACAGCUGCUACUCAAGGGCACAUUGAGAUUGUAGACCUACUCUUGGAAACAGACUCAAAUCUUGCUAAGAUAGCCCGCAAUAACGGUAAGACUGUGCUUCAUUCAGCAGCAAGAAUGGGGCACUUGGAAGUUGUCAAAUCCCUACUAAGCAAGGAUCCGACCGCUGCUUUUAGAACAGACCUCAAAGGCCAAACUGCGCUCCACAUGGCUGUGAAAGGCCAGAACGAGGAGAUUGUGCUGGAGUUGAUAAAACGUGACCCCUCAGUUUUGGCUGUAGAAGAUAACAAGGGAAACACAGCAUUGCAUAUUGCUACACGAAAGGGUCGUCUUGAGAAUGUACGUUGUCUAUUGUCCAUUGAGGGAAUUAACAUCAACGCAAUUAACAAGAGUGGGGAGACUCCAUUUGAUAUUGCAGAAAAGUUUGGAAGUUCUGAACUUGUGUCAGUGUUAAAGGAAGCAGGGGCCAUAAAUUCUGGAAAACCUGCAAAUCCAGCUAAGCAGCUGAAGCAGACUGUGAGUGACAUAAAGCACGACGUCCAGUCCCAACUCCAGCAGACACGUCAAACUGUUGUUAGAGUCAACAAAAUUGCAAAGAACUUGAAGAAGCUCCACAUUAGCGGCCUUAACAAUGCUAUAAACUCCGCCACUAUAGUUGCUGUGCUCAUUGCCACCGUAGCGUUCGCGGCCAUCUUCACCGUUCCAGGCCAGUAUGUAGAAGAUAAAACACCGGGGUAUACGCUUGGUCAAGCCCACAUAGCAAAAAAUGCAGCUUUCAUCAUCUUCUUCGUGUUUGACAGCCUGGCACUAUUCAUCUCCCUUGCUGUUGUGGUGGUGCAGACAUCUGUCGUUGUGAUUGAACAGAAGGCGAAAAAGCAGCUUGUUUUUGUGAUAAACAAGCUCAUGUGGUUGGCUUGCCUCUUCAUUUCGAUUGCUUUUAUUUCCCUGACUUAUGUAGUGGUGGGUUCACAGUCAAGGUGGCUUGCUGUGUAUGCAACUGUUAUAGGCAGUACAAUCAUGCUCACUACUAUUGGUUCCAUGUGCUACUGUGUCAUCUUACACAGGAUGGAGGAGUCCAAAUAUAGGAACAUUCGGAAAGCUGAGAGCAGGUCCCGUUCCUUCUCUACGUCUGUGGCUUCAGAACAUGAGAUCUUGAACAGUGAAUAUAAGAGGAUGUAUGCAUUGUAAGAAGCUUCAAGCACAGGUGAUGGAUGCAAGUUGAGAUUGGAGCCAGGCUCUUUAACAAUAAAUCAAACACAAGGCUUCAGUUGGCAGGGUAACCAGUGUAUUUAGGAUACUAGACUGGGAGGAACUACGGUGGUGUUCUUGAUUAACCAGUCAGAUUUCUGUUGUAUGAACCAAUGCACAUGAUGUAAAUGAGGACAUAUGUAGAAAUUUGUAGGAGCCUCUCGAUUGAAGAGUAUUAUUCGGUUAAGCAACCAAAUUUAAGAGG